Molecule: messenger RNA, 828 nt
Organism: Akanthomyces muscarius
Lineage: Eukaryota; Fungi; Ascomycota; Sordariomycetes; Hypocreales; Cordycipitaceae
Exons: 3
Coding region: 1-828 (275 amino acids)
Source: RefSeq, a predicted model, not a curated record
AUGGAGGCCGACAAAGGUGAUCCAAGCGCUUACACGCUUCACAUGUUUCCCUUUUCGCUCUAUUCCAUCAUGGUCAUGUACACGUACGUGCUGGGGAACGAGGCAUUAGACGACGGUGGCGGAAUAAUUCUCUCAAACAAACUCGUAAACUUGCAUCGAGAUGAAAACAUCAGCGAAGAGUACCUCGCGAAAAUUAAUCCAAAAGGCCUAGUACCUACCUUGACCGGUGGUACUCUGUCGCAGCCAAUGCCAGAGAGCCUCGAUAUUUCUUACUGGUUGUGCUCUCACUACCCAUGGCUCCUUCCAGAGGCAAAAGAGUCAAAGAUCCGACAGCUCUUGCGUGAUUUGCAUGCAAUUCAAGGCCAGUGUCUGUCGAUUCCGAAAGGGAGGCGCAUGGACAAGAUACCGUGCGAUGCCGAUGAGCGGCUGCAGAGAGACGACAUAAGCCAGGAAUAUAGGCAAGCUCUGGAGUACAAGCAGAAAGUCCACAGAGAGACACUCGAAAAUGCCUUGACCGAUGCUAGAGUAGCAGAAGCUGAACACCAAGCGCGGGCUCUGUUCCGGGACGUCAUGACUGUCCGCAACGCGGAAGACGAAUGGAUUUUCGGUAAUGGCCCUACCGUAUUGGACGCACAUCUAGUUCCAUUCAUCAUACGGCGCUUGGAUUGCAACCGAGACGACCUGGUUCCAGAGGCUUUGCAAGAGUACGCCCAGAAGCAUGCCGCGUCCGUUCAAUGGAAUUAUGUCAUGCACGGGCGACCGACAAUGUGGAAUGUCUCCCUGGGGCACGUUAGUGACAUGGCCGCCGAGUACAAUGGGCCUCUGUAG